Messenger RNA from Pelmatolapia mariae (spotted tilapia), 1803 nucleotides. RefSeq names its product putative ferric-chelate reductase 1. NCBI's taxonomy places the organism in Eukaryota, Metazoa, Chordata, Actinopteri, Cichliformes, Cichlidae. The record is from RefSeq and is a predicted model, not a curated record. The transcript has 15 exons. Gene Ontology annotation, cellular component: membrane. Bases 1 to 1731 code for a protein of 576 amino acids.
AUGGAUCUUCUUGUGUUGGUGCUCCUGUGCACUGCUCCACUGGUGCCGAGCUACCGCUCAGAAUUGGUUAUAGACAACUGUAAAGACAUGCAACUCCACCACACUGGGCUGAGCCCACAGACAGCACCAUCACCCUUCACUGUCACUGCAGAGCAAACGCGCUACGGACUUGGGGAGGAUGUCAAAGUUGAGCUACAGGGUCCAGCCUCCACACCAUUCACUGGUUUCCUGUUGGAGGCUAUAGAAGUGGGAAGCGAGACUCCUGUGGGUUCCUUUGCCAUACCAGCAGGGGCUGCUAAACUCCUCACUUGCAGCCAAAGACCUAAAUCUGCUGUGUCCCACACAUCAGGCUUUAAUAGCAGCUACAUUCAGGUGACAUGGAGAUCAGAACCAUCAGGAGAUAUCAAAGCUGUUCAGUUCCGUGCAUCCUUUGUGCAGAAUCCUACAACAUUUUGGGUUAAUGUGACGAGCCCUGUCCUGACCUUCACUAAUGGCAGGGUUGCCAGAUCUGCAGGUGCCCUCACUGGGAAUGGCAGUACACAACCUGCACCACUUGUUAAAUCAGCUGGAUCCAUCUCUAGUGCUGACUGUGGCGUCACCAAGGUCUGCUUCAGUCAGCCUUCAAACUGUGACCCAGCAGUCAGUUCUAGCUGUUAUUUCAUGUCAGCCAUGAUGUUACCCAGUGGUACAGCUGUUCAGUAUGAGAUGACUGGUCCUAAUCAAGGAUACAUCGCUUUUGGAUUCUCUGAUGAUCAGAAGAUGGGAAACGAUGAUAUUUAUGUUUGUGGCAUGAAUAGUAGUGGACUAGUUGGGGUGCAACAUAUGCGGUCAACAGGACGAACAACUCCACAAGUUGUUGCUCUGGGAAACGUUUAUAAUAUGAUAACGUCAUUGCAGAACAAUGUCAUCAGUUGUUCCUUCACUACUACGAACAUAAUUUCUAUACAGGGGACUUCAGGUUUCAACCAAUCCUACUACGUGUUGUUUGUCCAUGGACCCAGCAGCAAUGGUCAAAUCCAGCAGCAUAAUGGUGACUUUUACAGCAACAACAAGAUUGGCAUUUCUACUCCUCUGGCUGUCAGUCAAGACACAAUUCCUGAUAUUGUCAAAGCUCAUGGGUCACUGAUGCUGAUUGCCUGGAUGACCACGGGAACAUUGGGAAUGAUGGUUGCCCGAUAUCUGAAAAAAAUGGCCAAAGGAACGAGAAUGUGCAACAAAGAUCUCUGGUUUGUGGUCCAUAUCGGAGUAAUGUGUCUGACAGUAGCAGCCACAAUCAUUGCUUUCAUCCUCAUUUUCUCGUAUGCUCAGGACUGGUCUGGGGGAGCACAUCCAGUGUUGGGCUGCCUGGUUAUGAUCCUCUCAUUCAUCCAGCCUAUUGGGGCUUUGCUGCGCUGUGGACCACAACAUCACCUCCGGUAUCUGUUCAACUGGACACAUUUUUUAAAUGCAGUGGUAAUAAAAGCUUUAGCUGUGGCAGCCAUAUUUACAGGCCUGGACAGGAUUGACAGCAGUGAUGGAUGGCUAAUGAAAGUGAUGGGUGGCUUCUUUGCCUGGGAAGUUCUCUUCAUCAUCAUUUUGGAGGUCCAUGAUUGGAUAGUUAAGCAUACAGAUAGCACCACUGUAGAAAUGGAAUCAGCAUUGGUCAAAGGUGAUGGUCUGCUGAUCGGUCUGUUUUUUAUUGGAAACAUUUGCUUUUUGCUGGCACUUUUAGUUGGAAUUGGGCAGAAAUAAGAGCAGCAAAAGAAUCACCUAGAGCAUUUAAUUUGUUGUAUUUGAUCCGAAGAUAUUUAGUGAAAGAACAUG